Molecule: messenger RNA, 2358 nt
Organism: Penicillium roqueforti
Lineage: Eukaryota; Fungi; Ascomycota; Eurotiomycetes; Eurotiales; Aspergillaceae
Exons: 1
Coding region: 1-2358 (785 amino acids)
Source: RefSeq, a predicted model, not a curated record
AUGGAGCCAGACGUAUCCGAGUUGCGCCGACUUCUGGCAGAAGCUCAACAACGCGAGGCAGAAUCUCGACAACGCGAGGCAGAAGCUCGACAACUUGCGGCAGAAGCUCGACAACGCGAGGCCGAGACCCGACGUCAACUAAGUGAAGAAAGGAUCCAGACUCGAGAUACCACUCUUCCCGAGUUUCUCGAUGCUUGCCAUGUUCACUUAUUUCUUGGCAUGAAUGUACAAACCUGUAUAGAUUCAUCGACCAAAGGCGACCCGGCAAAUGCAGACAAUAAGCUUCGCCCGGCUAGGAUCCGAGAGUGGGUGGAAUUUCCACAGGAGCAGACAACUAUAUGGGAUAAUCUCAUGUGCGUUGAUCUUGUCGUCCAGCGCCACUUUACGCCGAGGCAUACGCUAGAGCGAUAUGGGCAAGAUGUUCAAGGAAUGAUGGGCUCGGAGCUCGAUCUCGGCUAUUUUGAACGGUUCACGAUCGAAUUGCGUGUCGCCGAGGUCAUAAAGAAGCUGUAUGCAAGUCCUCAACUCCGACGAGUCUUCCACCUCAAUGGGGAUGUGACCUUCGAAAACCAUGCGAACACAUUGACGGACGAAUCAGAGAUAGUGGCCGAUAUGGGAUCUCUGAGCUUGACGCAGGGACAACCGCGCCGCUCACAGCGAUUAGCCGCAAAACAGUCGCAUACUUCUCAACUUCAACUUACGGCUCAGUCAGUUGCGAAUGAUCAAAAUCCUAUGCUGCGAAAGCCCUCUAGACCCCGAGCGGACCAGUUCUGUGUGUACAACAAAGGCCCCGAAGAAAGGGUCCCUGCCUUCAUUGUCGAAUACAAAGCGCCACAUAAGCUCACGCUUGCUCAUAUAAAGGCUGGGCUCUCGGACAUAGAGCUCGACGACGUGCUUUGUUAUCAGGAAGUUGAGAAGCCAGAAGAUACUUGUCGGCGCGUUGUGGCUGCAGUCAUCACACAGGCGUUCUCCUACAUGAUCAAAGCAGGGCUGGAGUAUGGAUAUGUGUGUACCGGCGAAGCAUUCAUAUUUCUUCGUGUUCCACACGAUGAUCCUUCCACCGUGUACUAUUAUCUAUCGCUGCCGAAAGAAGAUGUUGGUGAUACAACUGGAUGGACCGGCAACACAGGCGACGAUAACAGAUUACACUUGACAGCACUCGGCCAGGUGUUGGCCUUUACCCUCCGAGCUUUGCAAACACCGCCGCGAAGUAUUCAGUGGAGAAACUCGGCAGCAAAAAAUCUGGACACAUGGGUAAUGGUGUAUGCAGACCUUUGGGAGGAAGCAGAGAAGGUGAAGGAUGUACCCUGUUCAGAUUCCGAUUUCAUGUCCCCAAAGAGCAGAAACAAAUACUGUCGUAUGUCUCCCGUCAAGACACGAUCAAUGCCUACUGCACUUUUUGAAUCCUGCGUUCCGUUGGAGGUUCCGAGUUCGUCUGGGUUUGAUGAUUCUUCCGACGAAUUCGACUCAAAUACCCCCAGUCGAAGGCCCCGGGAUUCCCGCUUCGCCGGUUCUUCACCCUUGCCACCAUCAUCAACUACAGUAAUAUCCAGAGGAGGCUCUUCCUCACAGGGCAAAUCUCGCCAGUAUUGUACACAGCAGUGCCUCUUAGGCUUGGUCACGAGAGGAAGAUUAGAUGAGAAAUGCCCCAAUGUGCGGGAUCAUGGAGUUGGUCGACACUCAAUCAGUCAGGUGACACUCAUUAGUCUCCUCCAUCGACAACUCUCCAUGCAUGACCCGCGGCCUGACUUGGAGAUAGGAUGCGAUUCCUUGCAUAUUCAUGGCUCACGCGGAGCCCUCCAUAAAGUGACAUUGCUGUCUCACGGGUAUACUUUCGUUGGCAAAGGGGUGCCAGUCGAGUUCGUUAAAUACGCCCAACAUGAGGAAAGUGUGUAUUCGCGUCUUCGACCAAUACAGGGGGUGCACGUGCCGGUUGUACUGGGUGGCUUACCUCUCCGUCAACCAUUCUCUUACGACGGCAUCGCGGAUAUUGUACAUUUGACGUUGAUGGGGUAUGCGGGCAAGACGCUGGCUAAGCCACACGAUGUUGAACCAGAUUGGUUAAUUAAAGAAGCCGAAGUCUCGCUACAUGCUAUUCACGCAUUGGGCGUGCUUCACAAUGAUCCAAUCGCCGGAAACAUGGUCUGGAAUAAGGACAGUGGUCGGGUAAUGUUCAUUGACUUUGAGCGAGCACAGCUCCAAAAAAUACCACGGCCUCCCCUGGAAUCUUUGUCGCCAAAUCAAAAGCGCAAGCAAGCGACGGAUGCAUGGGAAAAGGCUCCUAACAAGCGCUCUACUCGCUUCGAGUGUGAGAUUCGGACCUUGAGGCAUGUCGGGAUAUGGCGUAAAGCUCAUUAA